AACCCUUCAUCAUCAUCCUCCUCCUCCUCCUCCGUUUAGUCUGCUGCUCACAUCUCGCCAGCAGGAGUGUUUGUGGUUGUGUAGAAGUCUGCUCCGGUAAAUCUGCGGUUCGUUUCUUCUUUGUUGUGAGCGAACAGAGAGGACCAGCAGGGAGACAUGAUGAGCCACAAGGAGCGACGGAGCGUCAAUUUUAAAGCCUUACUGAGGAAGAACUGGCUCCUCAUCGCCACCGUGGUGUCGGUGCUGCUCGGGAUUGGUUUGGGCGUUGUGGUCAGAGAGUAUGCGACCCUCUCCCAUCUUGACAAACAGUACUUUGGCUUCCCAGGAGAGAUCUUGAUGCGGAUGUUGAAACUGAUCAUCCUCCCUCUCAUCAUUUCCAGCAUGAUCACAGGUGUGGCAGCCCUGGACUCUGAGGUGUCAGGAAAGAUUGGCCUCAGAGCUGUUGUUUAUUACUUCUCCACAACUAUCAUUGCUGUUAUCCUGGGAAUUCUUUUGGUGAUGACCAUCAAGCCGGGUGUGUCACAGGAAGCUGAGACCAUCGACCGGACUGGGACCACUCCCAACGUCACUACAGUGGACACAAUCCUGGACCUCAUCAGAAACAUGUUUCCAGAAAAUUUGGUGCAGGCUUGUUUUCAGCAGUACAAGACGAAGCGGAAAGAGGAGGAGGAGAGGAAAGAUCCUGUCAGCACCACCACACUUCCACCCCUCACCACCACCAUCACAGCUAUCAUGGAGAACAUCACAAAGGAAUAUAAACUCAUUGGGAUGUAUUCAGACGGGAUCAACGUGUUGGGCCUUAUCGUGUUCUGUGUUGCUUUUGGUCUUGUCAUCGGGAAGAUGGGUGAGAAGGGUCGGAUCCUGCUGGAGUUCUUCGACGCCCUGAAUGAAGCCACCAUGAAGCUGGUCCAGAUCAUAAUGUACUACAUGCCUGUUGGUAUCCUGUUUCUGAUUGCUGCAAAGAUCAUUGAAGUGGAAGACUGGGAGAUCUUCAAGAAGAUGGGGCUUUAUAUGGUGACUGUGCUGAGUGGUCUAGCGAUCCACGCCAUCGUCUGCCUGCCACUCAUCUAUUUCAUCAUCGUGAGGAAGAAUCCCUACACCUUCACACUGGGCAUGGCUCAGGCCCUGGUGACGGCGCUCAUGAUCUCCUCCAGCUCCGCCACGCUGCCCGUCACAUUCAGGUGUUCUGAGGAGAACAAUCAUAUUGACAAGAGGAUUACCCGCUUUGUGCUGCCAGUGGGGGCCACCAUCAACAUGGACGGCACGGCGCUCUACGAGGCAGUGGCCGCCAUCUUUAUUGCUCAGCUGAAUGACUACGCUUUGGAUGUGGGCCAGAUCGUUACCAUCAG
Molecule: messenger RNA, 1349 nt
Organism: Austrofundulus limnaeus
Lineage: Eukaryota; Metazoa; Chordata; Actinopteri; Cyprinodontiformes; Rivulidae
Gene: slc1a1
Product: solute carrier family 1 member 1
Biological process (GO): L-glutamate transmembrane transport
Cellular component (GO): plasma membrane
Molecular function (GO): L-glutamate transmembrane transporter activity; L-cysteine transmembrane transporter activity; glutamate:sodium symporter activity
Source: RefSeq, a predicted model, not a curated record